This is a messenger RNA of Phalaenopsis equestris, 1135 nucleotides long. RefSeq names its product putative disease resistance protein RGA3. The transcript is spliced from 2 exons. Gene Ontology annotation, molecular function: ADP binding. The record is from RefSeq and is a predicted model, not a curated record. Gene Ontology annotation, biological process: defense response to other organism. The annotation marks the transcript as partial. Lineage: Eukaryota; Viridiplantae; Streptophyta; Magnoliopsida; Asparagales; Orchidaceae.
AUGGCAACAUGGUUGGUUGACAAAAUGAUGGAUGCGAUCAUCGACUCUUGCUUUCAGUACCUUCAAGAUCGGAUCGGAUCGCAGACGAGCGUGGAGGAGGAGCUGGAUAGGCUGCGAGGGGACCGGGCGAAGAGGGGGGCUUUUGAUGAUGCAAAUGAUUUGCUCGAGGAGUUUGAGUACUUGGGGCUUAAAGAGCAGCUAGCCAGACCCAACGUGGAAAAAACUGAAUCAAAAAAAAAAAAACGACACUUCAUCUUUCGGUUACUUUCGGAAUUGGCUCUCAAAUUUCGCAAAGUUGGGGAUGGUGUUCUCAAAGAUGAUCCCAACUUGAAGAGAUUGAAGGAGGUUGUGCAGAAUCUCGAUAAAGUUUCGGCUGAGGUGAGUAAUUUUUUUCAAAUUUUAAAAUACACAGAAGAGAAAAGGCAGCAGCCGGCUUCCGACGAUCGUGAAAGGGGAUCCUCUCCUGGACCUGUUUUCAUCGGUCGAGGUAAGGAAAAAGCUAAAGUUAUGAAGUGGUUGGAGAAGCCAUCAAAUCAAGAUCCAAGUGACACAGAUUUAUACAACAACAUUUCUCUUUUGUCUAUAGUGGGUCAUGGUGGUAUGGGGAAGACGACUCUCCUGCAACAUGUCUUUGAACAUGUGAACGAGGAAUUUGAUGUUAAGAUUUGGGUGUGUGUUUCCAACAACUUUAAAGAGGAAGAAGUCAUUACUGAUAUGUUGAAAUAUCUUAAUAAAUGGAAGCCUCAUUUAAUGAAACUUCCUCCUCUUCAAAACACACUUAAAUUUGUGAUGCAGUCCAAGAAGUUUUUGCUUGUUCUGGAUGAUGUUUGGGAGGAGGGGAGUACUACCAAAUGGGGGAAUGUGCUCUCCCCUCUGGCUAAGGGAAGUUUGGGAGGUAAAAUUUUGGUAACAACCCGGAUGGAUUCAGUUGCAUCCAUGAUUGCAGAGGUGAUUAGAAAGAAGAAUAAAAUGUUGAGAUUAGAGGGCUUGAAGGAUGAUGACUGCUUGCGACUCCUCAAAACGCAUGCAUUCGGUGUUAAGGAAAACAGUAGCCGUGUGCAUAAUGAGUUAGAGUGCAUUGCUGAAAAGAUAGUUAAAAAGCUUUCCGGUUCUCCCUUGGCAGCAAAGGUCAUUG